This is a messenger RNA of Caenorhabditis auriculariae, 2438 nucleotides long. The record is from the annotation of a GenBank genome assembly. Lineage: Eukaryota; Metazoa; Nematoda; Chromadorea; Rhabditida; Rhabditidae.
AUGUUGGUUUUCUCUGCCUUCUGUUAUCUCGUCCUGGUAAUUUUUUGCAUAGAUUAACGGUAUCAACUUUUUUUUUCGAACUUUAGUUGAACUUCACCGUGGCCAGUUAUGGAGUCAAUCUUGAACUGCAACCACCUGUCCCAGGAUCAGCCAACGAAAGAUUGGGUGGAGGUGAGUUUACCUUAAAAUUCCAAAUUAAAGCUUUUUCGCGAAGGAAAAAAUUACCUGUUCGAAUAGCUUUGAAUUCAUCUACUUACAAAGUGUUGCUCGGGAAGUAAUGAAGAAUUGAAAUUUGAAUAUUUUUCAGAGAGCUUUCCAUUGAAUUUCGAAAAAAUGUAUUGGUUCAGGUUUCUUCCAUGCAUUAUUUUCUGCAAAAAUUUCUGAGCUUUGCUAUUAAAAAAUGCAACUUGUAGCUGAACAGUGCCUGAUAACUUUUUUCAUCCAAGAUGCGACGCAACCGCGUCACUUCCAGAAGUUUCUACACCGUUUCAAAGCUCCGAAAUUAUGAUUCAUAAAGAAAAUGAUAAAUAAAAAUCUUUUUUACCAGUUGUUCGAGACUACUCGCGUCGUCAAUACGAGUAUCAAUAUAGAUCAAACACAGGAAUCCAGUGUUCGUUUUUUUUUUUGAUUCAUAUAAGCUAUAAGGAUACAUUUAGCCGACAGUCGCUGUGGUCUGAACGAAAUAUUCGCGGAAUGCGUCCAAACCUGCAAUCCCACUUGCGUCGAUCCCAUGCCCUUCUGCCAGUUAGUUCGAGUUGAAAUCAUAAAUUGAAGAAGGAAGUCUUUUUUCGGCUUCAAAUUUUCUGACGUGGUACAGUGAUGAAGAACAUUUUAAUGCUACGCAUCGAAAAAAACUUUGCUACGAGGCCUGAUUAUUCAAAAUAAAAAUAACAGCAAGUGAAUCGCGUUUUUACAAUUUUCCCUGCAACUUUGUUGCUGCUGCCUUCAUUGCUAGCAAACUGAAAAAUUAACUGUAGACAGCUGUCAAUAAACUAGAACUAGCGCUUACGAAUUUAUCAGUGGAUUUUGAAAUGAAGAUCGAAAUGAGGGGUUUGUGUAACCGAGAAUCGAAACUUAAUGACCUCAGAACAGUAAAAAAUUCUUAUUCUAAAUUUUCUCUCUAAAAAUGGUCUUUUUGAAGACAGAACUGCGAUCGAGGCGGCUGUCAAUGCCUUCCCGGUUACGUCCGUCACAUGGGCCGAUGCAUUCUGAGAACCGAAUGCGCUACAAGGAACUCUUUCGCCUCCCGCAGGUCUUGUCAAUUCAAUGCGCAGUGCUUCCGCAACGAAAUCUGCGGCACUGACGGCUUUUGCGCCUUCGGUCGUUCAAGUGAGUGGGAAAACUUUGAUAUUGAAGUGAUUUGCAUGGCAGAAAACUUGACUACUUCAAAAAACGAACUAAAAAAGGAAAUUAAACUGAUCCACACUUAAAAAAGAAAAAUAUUUAGAUAAUACGCCCAGGGAUCUUCUUGAAUAUUUCUCAGAUAUAUUCUUUCCUUCGAAUAUAUUUUUGUCGCAGUCUCCGAGUGUGUUCGAACCAUCCUUGCUCCUUGGUCUUGGUCCUCCAAAAAAAAACGUCUGGUGAGAAAAAAAGAGCAGUUGUUGUGGGAGAUGCGAGGAUUCUUGGGGUUCUCGAUGGCGCUUCCCGGUGCCCUUCGAUUAAUCUGACAGCAGUUGCUCGCCUCCAGAUAUUUUUUCCGAACGCGGUCGGGACAAUUGUUCAGCGAUGAACUCGGAGUGAUUGGAAAACUUUUGAGGGAAAGUGGGAGAUUUUAACAAUAGUCAAGUUUUUUUUGAGCAAUAGCUCAAAAAGUUUGAAUAAAAUGACUGUCUUUUUGAAUUUAAAAAAAUUCAGUGUCAACAGAAUUUCUGAAUUUAAAAAAAGAUUCCAAGUUUUAUAUGGAAUAUUCAAUAAACCAUGACUUUUUUUGUAGUUUCGGCCAGUAUUUCCCGUAAUUCAUUCAUACGAAUUCAUUAUCUCUGAUAUCUGCAAACUCUGGAAAGAUAAACCUCAAAAAAGUGCCGCAAAGAAAAAAGGCCUCCGAUUUGAUUGAUUGGGAAACGGCGGCCACUGCAAGAUUGUUUUUGGCUUUGGCAGUCUGAGGUCUUUAUUUUUGUAAAACAAACAGUUUCUUAAUUGACGUUCAAGUUGUACUAUAUCUUUUUUCAAUUGGUUAGAACUGAGAAUAAAGCAAAACAUCCAAAAAAAAAAACGGGGAAUCUCGAUGUCAUCGAACAGUGCAAAGAUUUUUUGUUGAGCGCCAAAACUGCUUGAAUACUUUUGUUUUAGCCCAACAUCGCUCCCAUGGCGUCCAAAGAUGCACCAGAGACAAUGACUGUUUCGAUGGACACAUCUGCCUCGAAGGAAGGUGCUCGCCAUACUUGACGUCCAAAACCACUUUCCACGGUUCGACAACCUUCACCCGCACUUUCGAUUGA